This is a messenger RNA of Thamnophis sirtalis, 12800 nucleotides long. The record is from RefSeq and is a predicted model, not a curated record. NCBI's taxonomy places the organism in Eukaryota, Metazoa, Chordata, Lepidosauria, Squamata, Natricidae.
CAGAUGCUUUUCACGGGCAGUUCCAUGUAGAGUACAUUGCAAUAGUCAAGAUGGGAAGUGACUAGGGCAUGAGUGGCCAUGAGUAGGGAUUGUUGGUCCAGGAAAAGGCAUAACUGGCACACAAUCUGCAAUUGAGCAGGAGUUGUGAGUCCAGAGAACCCCCAGAUUAUGCACUGGGUCUGUUUGGGGCAGUGCCACCCCAUCAAAGACCAAGAGUGGCAAUUUUCCAUGGGCCAAAGAACCCCAAACCCAGAGCCAGGGUUCAGCUUCCACCUGUUGCACCCCAUCCAGUCUCUAACAGAUGUUUUUUCCCCAAGACAGGAAAUACAAUUGGGAGAGGAGACUUUCCAGUUUGUUAGCUACUCAGCUCUGUUCAUUCCGUGGUUAGCUGGUGAGCAAUCAACAUGGCAACAGUGGCUGAUAAACGACUGGAUUUCAUAGAGAAUUAUUGCACUCUGUCUCUUCAUGUUAAACCUGACAAAUGGUCCAAGUUUGCAACCAGUGAAGAGACUCAUACCAUGCUCAAUGAGUUCUAUGAGAAGCAGGAUGUGACAACGUUGGUGAUCACCCUCAAUCCUACUGGACAACUAAUCCCCUGCCUUGGCUUCCCAUCAACACUGAAAAAUAAAGGAGUUUAUUUUGUGAAAAAGAAGAAUGAAAACAUUACCAAAGAUAACUUCCAGGAAGCACUCAUUGUGGGAGAUAUCAGCCCUUCCCCAGUAGAGCAGAUGAUGGCUAUUGUGGAAGAGGUGGGCUACUCCUUGUUCAUGAAAAGUGUAAACCUUAGCGGAUGGCCUCGAGUAGUAGCUGACGAUGUGAUUCGGCAAGCUCACAAGCUGAAAAAUGAGAUGUUUGUGAUGGGAGGAAAGAUCAAAGGAAAAACGCUGCUCCCUUUACCAGAGAACAUGGAUGCUCUGGAGAGUGUCUCAGAAGUCUUUGACAGUCUACAUGCUACUGUGGACAGUUCCCUACUACACUCCAUUGAAACAAUAAUUAUUGACUGGUCUCAUCAGAUCCGAGAUAUCUUGAGUAAGGAUUCUGCUCAGCCUCUUCUGGAUGGUUUAAACCCAUUACCCAGAGUAGAAUUUGAUUUCUGGUACAGUAGGCAGGUCAAUCUGCAAUGCAUAAAUGAGCAGCUUUAUGCGCCUCAAGUCAAAGCGAUUGCUGACAUUUUAGAGCGAGCAAAAAGCUGCUAUUGGCCAGCACUUAAGAAUGUCUUCAGGGAUGUAUCUGCAGGAUUGAAAGAAGCCGAUGAUAUUAACCUGUAUUUGCAGCCUCUAAAAGUUACACUUGAGGAAGUGGAACAAGCUGACUAUCACCAGGUGUCUUCGCACAUCAAUAGCAUCAUGUACACAGUAUGCUUGAUCUGGGCUAAUUCUGAAUAUUACAACAUUCCAUCCCGAGUCAUUGUCAUUUUGCAGGAGAUUUGUAAUCUCUUCAUUGAAAUGACACGUACCUUUUUGAGUCCCGAGGAAGUGCUGAAAGGCUUGCAAGGCGAAAUUGAGGAGGUUUUAUCUGGAAUCAAGGUGGCCAUUGCUGUGAUUGAGAAACUCUACAAGACCUAUGACCUUUGCUCCAAUGAUACAAUGCCUUCUUUUUUUAAGGAUAAAGAACCUCAGUACUGGGAAUUCCCCUCUACUCUUGUCUUUACAAGAAUGAAUUUAUUUUUUCAUAGAUUGAAGACCAUAGAGGAACUUUAUGUGACUGCAAUUGAAUUUUUCAAACUGGAGAAAAUUGAACUGGGAGGUGUGAAAGGCAAUAUCCUAGGGAGUUUGGUGUUCCAAAUUUACGAAGAGGUUCUUGAAUAUGUGAAAGUUUUUGCAGAAUGCAAAUAUGAUCCAUUAGAUCCAGCAGAUGAGCAAUUUGAUGAAGAUUAUGCACAUUUUGAGAUCAAAAUCCAGGAUUUGGAUAGGCGAUUGGGCACCAUUUUCUGUCAAGGAUUUGCUGAUUGUUGCAGUUUUGAAUCAGCUGUCAAGCAAAUCCAUAUGUUUUCAUCUCUGUUGGAACGACCGUUGAUCAAAGCAGACGCCGCUCCCCACUACACUACCCUUCUGGAGAUGUUCAAUGUUGAAUUGGACAAUGCAAAGAUUUUGUAUGAUGCCCAGAUAGAAGCUACUGAAACUGGAGAUCAUGUGCCUCCCAUUAGCAAAAAUAUGCCACCUGUUGCUGGGCAACUGAAAUGGGCUUUAGAACUCCAGGAACGAUUGCAGAACCCAAGGAAAGAGUUGCAUGCCAUUGAUCAUCCGGUAAUGGUCAGUUCUGAAGCCAAACUGAUAUAUGGAAAAUAUGAUGAGAUGAUACGUUUGCUGAAAGGCUACCGUGAAAGAAUUUAUGCACAGUGGAUUUCCAGAGUUGAUAGAGACUGCCAGUUUAAUCUAGAGCAACCACUGAUCCAUAGAGAUCCAGAAACAAGACUUAUUAGUGUCAACUUCAGCAAAGAGCUCAUAGCUGUUCUCCGUGAAGUCAAGUACCUGAACUUUCAGCAGCAAAAAGAAAUUCCAGACAGUGCUGGCAGCCUUUUCUCUCAGAGUGGAACUUUCCAGAAGUUUGUGGAUAACCUAGAUCUCAUUGUUGGCUGGUACAAUAAGAUCAAGAGAACAAUUUUGCCAGUAGAACUUCCUCUGGUCAAAACUGAAUUGGAAGAAAUUGAUGUUGGCCUAGAGAAAGCUGAGACCAAUCUGUUUUGGAGUAAUGAAGAUGUUAUGGAUUAUAUUCAAGAGAUGCGAAAUGUUUUAUAUGAUUUAGAGACAAGAAUUCAAAAAACCAAAUUAAAUGUGGAGAAUAUUGAACAGCUUAUGCAAGAAUGGUCAGCUAGUCCUUUGUUUGAAAGGAAAGACAACAAAGAGACAGCCCUUCUUGAUCUAGAUGGAAGACAAACCAAUAUAAACAAACGCUAUGCAGCAAUCAAAGAUGCUGGGCAGAAGAUCCAGAGUAUGGUGGAGGAAAAUGCAGACUUGUUCAAGGUUGACAAGACAACUGUAAUAUGGUCUCAUUAUGUAGAAUAUAUAGACGAAAUAAUCUUAGAUGGCUACUUUAAGUUUAUUCGCAAAUCACUGCAGUUUCUACUCAGCAAUAUGGCAGCCGAUGCCAAUGUUGCCCCGUUAUUUGAAGUACGGAUGGAGUUGUAUAAAGAUGACUUAAGGUAUCGUCCAUCACUGGAAGUUGGAGUAGAACAUGGUUUUUUGGAAAUGGUAGAAAACUUAAUGAAUGAUAUCUAUGAAACAGCAAAUCUUAUACCCCGACUGGCAAAAGGGAAACACAACUAUAAGACUGACUUGGAAGAUAAUGGAGAACUAAUGGAGAUGAGGGAGGAAGUGGCUAACAUUGUGGUGAAUGCCAUGAAGCAGGGCGAGGAAUAUCAAGACUCCUUCGAAAAAUACUCCUACCUUUGGAUGGAUGAUCCCCAAGAAUUCAUGCAGCGCUUCCUGACUUUUGGGCAUGCUCUCACACAGGAAGAGCUUGAAUCUCACGCGGAGGAGUAUUUGCCACAUGUUGCACCCACUCUUGAGCAAUUCCAACUACAGAUUGAUACAUACGAAAAACUAUAUGAAGAAGUAUCCAAGUUUGAUAAUACCAAAGUGUUCAAUGGUUGGCUGCAAAGUGAUUGUCGGCCCUUCAAGCAAGCACUCCUGAACACUAUCAAACGCUGGAGUUUAAUGUUCAAGCAGCACCUCAUCAAUCAUGUCACUAAUAGCCUCCAGGAGCUUGCUGCUUUCAUGAAAGAGGCAAAUGUAGGCUUAACUAAACCAGUGAAAGAGGGUGACUACGAUGGGCUUGUUGAAGUGAUGGGACACUUGAUGAAAGUCAAAGAAAGACAAGUAGCUACAGACAAUAUGUUUGAGCCUCUAAAGCAGACUAUUGAAUUACUAAAAUUGUACGGAGAAGAAAUGCCUGAAGAGAUCCAUAUGCAGUUGCAUGAAUUGCCAGAGCAAUGGAACAAUACCAAAAAGUUGUCCUUCCAAGUCAAACAAAAUGUGGCUCCUCUGCAGGCCAAUGAAGUUACAAUUAUCCGAAGAAAAUGCCAACAAUUUGAGCUUAAACAACAUGAGUUCAGAGAGAAAUUCCGAGUUGAGGCACCUUUCACUUUUGUUGAUCCAGACGCAUAUAAAUCCCUAAGCAAGGUGCUGAAGGCUCUUGACAGUACCUGGUCAACCAUGCAGUUUGAACAUGAGCCUCACCACAGGACGGGAACAAUGAUGCUGAAGGCAGACGAAGCACUAGUAGAAACCCUUGAAGAGAACCAAGUGCAGCUCCAGACUCUGAUGACUUCGAAGUAUCUGUCCCACUUCCUACAGGAGGUCUCCGGCUGGCAGCAGAAAUUAUCCACUGCUGACUCUGUGAUAGCCAUUUGGUUUGAAGUCCAGAGAACAUGGAGUCACCUGGAGAGCAUCUUCAUUGGCUCAGAGGACAUUCGAAAUCAGCUGCCUGAGGAUUCAAAGCGUUUUGAUAUCAUUGACAAAGAAUUCAAAAUAUUAAUGGCAGAUGCAGUAAAAACUCCCAAUGUGGUUGAGGCAACAAAUAAACCAGGUCUCUAUGACAAGCUAGAGAGCUUGCAGCAAAGUUUGGCACUCUGUGAAAAAGCUCUGGCUGAAUAUUUGGAAACCAAGAGACUGGCUUUCCCUCGAUUUUAUUUUGUAUCCUCUGCUGACCUGCUGGAUAUUUUGUCCAAUGGUAACGACCCUGUUGAGGUGUCCCGCCAUUUGUCCAAAUUAUUUGAUAGCAUGGCAAAGCUGAAAUUCAAGCUAGAUGCAGAAGGACAGCCUCUGAAGAUUGGCUUGGGAAUGUACAGCAAAGAAGAUGAGUAUGUUGAUUUUGACAAGGAGUGCGACUGCUCUGGACAGGUUGAAGUUUGGUUAAACCGAGUGAUGGUGAGAAUGCAGAGCACCUUGCGCCAGCUAAUAGCUGAAGCUGUAGUGACAUAUGAGGAAAAGCCAAGAGAACAAUGGAUAUUUGAUUACCCAGCCCAGAUUGCUUUAACAUGUACCCAGAUCUGGUGGACUACGGAAGUUGGCAUUGCCUUUUCACGACUGGAAGAAGGCUAUGAAAAUGCAAUUAAAGAUUACAAUAAAAAGCAGAUUAACCAGUUGAACACCUUAAUUACGCUGCUGAUUGGGAGCUUAUCUCCAGGGGACAGAAUGAAGAUUAUGACCAUUUGUACUAUUGAUGUGCAUGCCAGGGACGUCAUUGCCAAAAUGAUUUUAGCAAAGGUGGAGAGCUCUCAGGCCUUUACGUGGCAGUCCCAACUUAGGCACCGUUGGGAUGAAGAGAAGAGGCACUGCUUUGCCAAUAUCUGUGAUGCUCAACUCCAGUAUUCCUAUGAAUACCUUGGCAACACUCCUCGUCUGGUGAUCACCCCGCUUACUGACCGUUGCUAUAUCACCCUGACCCAGUCCCUCCACUUAAUCAUGGGAGGAGCCCCUGCAGGCCCUGCAGGAACAGGAAAAACCGAGACAACCAAAGACUUGGGCAGGGCUGUAGGAAUCAUGGUGUAUGUCUUCAACUGCUCUGAGCAAAUGGACUAUAAGUCCUGUGGAAAUAUCUACAAAGGGCUGUCCCAAACCGGGGCCUGGGGAUGUUUUGAUGAGUUCAAUCGGAUUUCAGUAGAAGUCCUGUCAGUAAUUGCUGUACAGGUUAAAUGUGUUCAAGAUGCUAUUCGAGCCAAGAAGAAGACAUUCAAUUUCCUUGGAGAGAUUAUCUCUCUGAUUCCCACUGUUGGAAUGUUUAUUACCAUGAAUCCUGGGUAUGCAGGUCGUACUGAACUGCCUGAAAAUCUGAAAGCUUUGUUCAGGCCCUGUGCCAUGGUUGUUCCUGAUUUUGAGCUUAUCUGUGAAAUCAUGCUUGUUGCUGAAGGUUUUAUUGAAGCGAGGCUCCUGGCCAGGAAAUUUAUUACUCUCUACACACUCUGUAAGGAGCUACUUUCCAAGCAGGAUCACUAUGACUGGGGGUUGAGAGCUAUCAAAUCUGUGCUAGUGGUGGCAGGGUCCCUGAAGAGAGGAGACCCAGGCCGGGCUGAAGACCAGGUCCUCAUGAGAGCUUUGCGAGACUUUAAUAUACCUAAAAUUGUGACUGACGACUUACCUGUAUUCAUGGGACUCAUUGGGGACCUUUUCCCAGCCUUGGAUGUACCCCGGAAGCGUGACCUGAACUUUGAGAAGAUUAUUAAACAAGCUGUUGUUGAGCUCCGUCUUCAACCCGAGGAGAGUUUUGUUUUGAAGGUGGUGCAGCUGGAGGAACUACUGCAAGUCCGACACUCGGUGUUCGUGAUUGGAAAUGCCGGCUCUGGCAAGUCACAGGUAUUAAAAUCUCUGAAUAAAACUUAUCAGCUCAUGAAGAGGAAGCCUGUAGCUAUUGAUCUUGAUCCUAAAGCUGUGACUUGUGAUGAGCUAUUUGGCAUAAUUAAUCCAGCAACAAGAGAAUGGAAAGAUGGCUUAUUUUCAACUAUAAUGCGAGAUCUAGCUAAUGUAACUCACCGCGGACCUAAAUGGAUUGUUCUAGAUGGAGAUAUUGAUCCCAUGUGGAUUGAAUCUUUGAAUACCGUGAUGGAUGACAACAAGGUGCUGACCUUAGCCAGCAAUGAGAGAAUCCCACUAAACCCCACCAUGAGGCUUGUGUUUGAAAUCAGUCACCUGAGGACAGCAACACCUGCCACGGUGUCUCGAGCAGGAAUCUUGUAUAUCAAUCCCGCUGACCUGGGCUGGAAUCCAAUAGUGAGCAGCUGGAUUGAGCGCCGAGAAGUGCAAUCAGAAAAAGCUAACCUGAUGAUCUUGUUUGAUAAAUACUUACCCGUUUGUUUGGACAAACUGAAAUUUGGAUUCAAGAAGAUAACCCCUGUUCCUGAAGUGACUGUGGUGCAAAUGAUUCUCUAUUUACUGGAAUGCCUCUUGACCCCAAUCAACACACCUCCAGAUUCUCCCAAAGAGCUAUACGAACUCUAUUUUGUAUUUGCUUGCUUCUGGGCUUUCGGAGGAGCAAUGUUCCAAGAUCAGCUUGUGGAUUAUCGUGUGGAAUUUAGCAAGUGGUGGGUGAAUGAAUUUAAAACAAUCAAAUUCCCAUCUCAGGGAACGAUUUUUGACUAUUACAUUGACCCAGAAUCAAAGAAAUUCAUGCCAUGGACUGAUAAAGUGCCACAAUUUGAAUUGGAUCCAGAUGUCCCAUUGCAGGCUUCAAUGGUCCACACAACAGAAACCAUCCGGAUUCGUUACUUCAUGGACUUACUAAUGGAGAAAAAAUGGCCAGUGAUGUUAGUUGGGAAUGCAGGCACUGGGAAGUCAGUGCUGAUGGGAGAUAAGCUGGAUACUCUGAACCUGGAUGAUUUUAUGGUGCAAGCUGUUCCCUUUAACUUCUACACAACUUCAGCUAUGCUUCAGGCUAUUCUGGAGAAGCCUCUGGAGAAGAAAUCAGGGCGUAAUUUUGGACCCCCUGGUACCAAGAAGCUGAUUUACUUCAUAGAUGAUAUGAACAUGCCAGAAGUUGACAAAUACGGCACUGUGGCUCCUCAUACCUUGAUCCGGCAGCACAUGGAUCAUGGCCAUUGGUAUGAUAGAAACAAACUGACCUUAAAGGAUAUCCACAACUGUCAGUAUGUUGCCUGUAUGAACCCAACUUCUGGAUCCUUCACUAUUGAUUCCAGGCUCCAGAGGCACUUCUGUGUGUUUGCGGUGAGUUUCCCAGGUCAGGAUGCCCUAAUGUCCAUCUACAGUACUAUUUUAGGACAGCACUUGGCUGCUCGGAAUGUCUCAAUCGUCGUCCAGAAGGUUAACCAACAGCUUGUUUCGGCAGCUCUGGGUUUACAUCAAAAAAUUACAUCAACAUUUCUUCCUACGGCCAUAAAAUUUCACUACGUUUUCAAUCUCCGGGAUCUCUCAAAUAUAUUCCAGGGACUCCUGUUUUCCACUCAUGAAUGCCUCAAAAUACCAUCAGACCUGGUCCGGCUGUGGCUGCAUGAAGCAGAGAGGGUUUACUAUGACAAACUUGUGGAAGAUAAAGAUCAAGAGACCUAUACCCGGGUCAUGACAGCAAAUUGCAAGAAAUUCUUUGAGGAUCUGGGUGAAAAUAUUAUCUUUGCAAAGCCCAACAUUUUUUGCCACUUUGCUCAAGGCAUUGGAGAUCCAAAGUACUUUCCUGUUUCCAAUAUACAGAGUUUGAAUAAAUUGCUUGUGGAAGCCUUAGAUAGCUACAAUGAGGUCAAUGCAGUGAUGAAUUUGGUGCUGUUUGAAGAUGCUGUGUCGCAUGUCUGUAGAAUCAAUCGCAUCCUAGAGUCUCCCAGAGGCAAUGCUUUGCUUGUGGGGGUUGGAGGCAGUGGCAAGCAAAGUCUGUCUCGACUGGCUGCCUAUAUUAGCGCCCUGGAUGUCUUUCAGAUCACUUUGAAGAAGGGUUAUGGCAUUCCAGAUCUCAAGGCUGAUCUGGCUUCCCAGUACAUCAAAUCUGCUGUGAAGAAUACCCCUACCGUUUUCCUUAUGACAGACUCACAGGUUGCUGAAGAGCAGUUUUUGGUUUUGAUCAAUGAUCUCUUGGCAUCUGGUGAGAUUCCAGGGCUAUUUCAGGAUGAUGAAGUGGAAAAUAUUAUUAGCUCCAUGAGGCCUCAGGUAAAAUCUAUGGGCUUGCCGGACACUCGUGAAAACGCCUGGAAAUUUUUCAUUGACAAAGUCCGAAAACAAUUAAAGGUAAUCCUAUGUUUCUCUCCUGUGGGAUCUACUCUCCGUGUGAGGGCCAGAAAAUUCCCUGCUGUAGUAAACUGCACAGCUAUUGACUGGUUUCACGAAUGGCCUGAAGAUGCCUUAGUGUCUGUCAGUGGAAGGUUUCUUGAGGAGAUUGAAGGGAUUGAGUCUGGAGUUAAAACCUCCAUCAGCCUGUUUAUGUCAUUCGUCCAUACAACCGUCAACGAAAUGUCCAAGGUCUACCUGGCCACUGAAAGGCGUUAUAAUUAUACCACCCCAAAGACCUUCCUGGAACAGAUCAAACUUUACCAGAAUCUCCUAACCAAAAAAAGAAAAGAACUGAUUGCUAAAAUUGAGAGGUUGGAGAAUGGCUUAAUGAAACUUCAGAGUACAGCUUCACAGGUGGAUGAUCUGAAAGCCAAACUUGCUGUUCAGGAGCUGGAGCUUAAGCACAAGAAUGAAGAUGCUGACAAACUGAUUCAUGUGGUAGGAGUUGAAACGGAGAAAGUGAGCAGGGAAAAAGCAAUUGCUGAUGAAGAGGAACUCAAAGUGCAAGUCAUUAACUUGAACGUAUCAGAAAAGCAAAGGGCUUGUGAAACUGAUUUGGCUAAGGCUGAACCAGCACUGAUUGCUGCUCAGGAAGCUCUCGACACCCUCAAUAAGAACAACCUGACAGAGCUGAAGUCUUUUGGAUCUCCUCCAGAAGCAGUGGUUAAUGUAACAGCAGCAGUUCUGAUUCUAACUGCUCCAGGUGGCAAGAUACCAAAAGAUAGAAGUUGGAAAGCAGCAAAAUCCAUGAUGGGCAAAGUAGAUGCUUUCCUGGAUGCCCUGAAGAAAUAUGACAAAGAACACAUUCCCGAAUCUUGCUUGAAAGCUUUUAAACCAUUUCAGAAUGAUCCAACAUUUGAUCCUGACUUUAUAGUCUCCAAGUCCACAGCUGCGUCUGGUUUAUGCUCUUGGUGCUUAAACAUUGUUCGUUUCUAUGAAGUCUACUGUGAUGUGGCACCUAAGCGGCAGGCCUUGGAAGAGGCUAAUGCUGAACUGGCAGAGGCACAAGCCAAACUCACAAUGAUUAAAAACAAGAUUGCAGAUCUAAAUGCCAAUUUAGCUAAUCUGACUGCCGAAUUCGAAAAGGCCACAGCUGCGAAAAUCAAGUGCCAGCAAGAAGCUGAUGCAACAAAUAGAGUAAUAUCAUUGGCUAACAGGCUUGUUGGUGGAUUAGCCUCUGAAAACGUGCGUUGGGCUGAAUCGGUGGAAAAUUUCAGUGAACAGGGAAAGACUCUGUGCGGGGAUGUGCUACUGAUUACUGCAUUUGUUUCCUAUGUUGGGUAUUUUACCAAAAAGUAUAGGACCGAGUUACUGGAUAAGUUCUGGACUCCUUACUUAAAGCAGCUGAAGGUACCAAUUCCUAUUACCCCUGGCCUGGAUCCUUUGUCCCUGUUAACAGACGAUGCAGAUAUAGCAACCUGGAACAACCAGGGGCUCCCCAGCGACCGAAUGUCAACAGAAAAUGCAACCAUUCUGUGCAACACAGAACGUUGGCCCCUCAUUGUAGACGCGCAGCUUCAAGGGAUCAAAUGGAUCAAGAACAAACAUGGACGAGAUCUGAAGGCCAUCCGGCUUGGACAGAAAAGCUACCUAGAUAUCAUUGAAAAAGCUGUUUCCGAGGGAGAUACGCUGCUUAUUGAAAAUAUUGGGGAGACAAUAGAGCCUGUGCUGGACCCCCUGCUAGGUCGAAACACAAUUAAGAAAGGAAGAUACAUUAAAAUAGGAGACAAGGAAGUAGAGUACCACCCCGACUUUCGCCUGAUUCUGCACACCAAGUACUUCAAUCCCCACUACAAGCCAGAGAUGCAGGCUCAGUGCACGUUGAUCAACUUCUUGGUUACCAGGGAUGGCUUGGAAGACCAGCUUUUAGCUGCUGUGGUUGCUAAGGAAAGACCUGACUUAGAGGAACUGAAGGCUACUCUCACAAAACAACAGAAUGAAUUCAAGAUCAUCCUGAAAGAACUAGAGGAUUCCUUGCUAGCUAGACUCUCUGCUGCAUCAGGAAACUUCUUAGGAGAUACAGCCUUGGUAGAAAAUCUGGAGACCACAAAGCGCACAGCUAAUGAAAUAGAACAAAAAGUGACAGAGGCUAAAGUUACUGAAAUACAAAUCAAUGAAGCCAGAGAGAACUACAGGCCAGCUGCAGAAAGGGCAUCCCUGUUGUAUUUUAUAUUAAAUGACCUAAACAAAAUCAACCCCAUCUAUCAAUUCUCCCUGAAGGCUUUCAACGUGGUGUUUGAGAAAGCUAUUCAGCGCACAGCUCCAGCAGAAGAUGUCAAACACAGGGUGAUCAACCUUACAGAUGAAAUCACCUAUUCAGUUUUCAUGUACACGGCUCGGGGACUUUUUGAGAGAGACAAACUUAUUUUUCUAGCUCAGGUUGCCUUCCAGGUCUUGCUGGUUAAAAAAGAAGUGAAUCCAGUGGAAUUAGACUUCCUUCUGCGUUUUCCCUUUAAAGCUGGCUUGACAUCUCCAGUAGAAUUCUUAUUAGGUCAAGGAUGGGGUGGAAUUAAGGUACUUUCUGAAAUGGACGAAUUCAAAAACCUGGACAGCGAUAUUGAAGGCUCUGCGAAGCGAUGGAAAAAAUUUGUAGAAUCGGAAACCCCAGAAAAGGAAGUUUUCCCGAAGGAGUGGAAGAAUAAGACUGCCCUGCAAAAGCUGUGCAUGAUGCGGUGCAUGAGGCCAGACCGCAUGACCUACGCAGUCAAAAACUUUGUCGAAGAGAAGAUGGGAAGUAAAUUUGUUGAAGGGCGUAGUGUUGAAUUCUCAAAGUCCUAUGAAGAAAGCAGUCAAUCCACACCAAUAUUUUUCAUUCUUUCUCCUGGAGUGGAUCCCCUGAAGGAUGUUGAAGCCCUAGGUCAAAAGCUUGGCUUCACCAUAGACAAUGGGAAAAUCCAUAAUGUGUCCCUGGGACAGGGGCAAGAGGUUGUGGCUGAAAAUGCUCUGGAUGUGGCUGCAGAAGAAGGGCAUUGGGUCAUUCUUCAGAAUAUACAUCUGGUAGCCAAGUGGCUGAGCACGCUGGAUAAGAAAGUUGAACGCUACAGCAUUGGGAGCCACGACGAUUACCGCGUAUUUAUGAGUGCUGAACCUGCUCCUUGUCCUGAUGCUCACAUUAUUCCUCAGGGCCUGCUAGAAAAUGCCAUUAAAAUCACAAAUGAGCCUCCAACUGGCAUGCAUGCCAACUUACACAAGGCUCUCGACCUCUUUACACAGGAUACCCUGGAAAUGUGCACCAAGGAAAUUGAGUUUAAGUGCAUUCUCUUUGCCCUCUGCUACUUCCACGCAGUGGUAGCAGAACGGAGGAAAUUUGGAGCGCAAGGUUGGAACAGGUCUUACCCCUUUAACAAUGGAGAUCUCACCAUUUCCAUCAAUGUCCUGUAUAAUUACCUGGAAGCUAACGUGAGGGUUCCGUGGGAUGAUUUACGGUAUCUCUUUGGUGAAAUCAUGUAUGGGGGACAUAUCACUGAUGACUGGGACCGCAGACUGUGUCGGACGUACCUGGCUGAAUACGUCCGCAUGGAAAUGCUGGAAGGCGAAAUGUUUCUGGCUCCAGGAUUCCUCAUUCCACCCAAUAGUGAUUACAAGGGCUAUCAUGAGUAUAUUGAUGAAAAUCUACCACCUGAGAGUCCUUAUUUGUAUGGGCUCCAUCCGAAUGCAGAGAUUGGUUUCCUCACGGUAACCUCAGAGAAACUUUUCCGCACAGUGCUGGAAAUGCAACCCAAAGAAUCCGAUGCUGGAGGAGGAACUGGCGUGUCCCGUGAAGAAAAGGUGAAAGCAGUGCUAGAUGAGAUCAUGGAUCGUCUUCCAGAGCCCUUCAACAUGGUGGAAAUUAUGGCAAAAGCAAUGGAGAAAACGCCCUAUGUGGUAGUUGCUUUCCAGGAAUGUGAACGGAUGAACAUCCUCACCAGUGAAAUCAGACGCUCUUUGAAAGAACUGAACUUGGGGCUGAAGGGUGAGUUGACAAUCACAACAGACAUGGAGGAUUUAUCCAAUGCUCUUUUUUAUGACAAUGUGCCCGAAUCCUGGACAAAACGUGCUUACCCAUCUUUACUUAGCUUAGCAGCCUGGUAUGCAGAUCUACUGCUCCGGAUCAGG